AUGACAGCCCACUAUCUUAUUCUACAGAUACUGCGGAUCAUUACAGCUGCUUAUAAUAUUCUAAGCUGUUUUCUAGUACUCCACAUACUGGAUCUUCACCUCAGCUGCCUACCCGUCAUGAUCUCAAAUUAUAAGAUUCUAUUUCCUCCACAGGAGCUCACUGUAUACAAGCACCAGAUAAUCCCAGCCUGGCACGGCAGCAUCACGGGCCAUGUACUGCUCAGAGACGGCAAUUACCACUGGAAGAUAGAUGGCGUGUGGCAGGUCGAGUGGGAUAGGACCAAUGGGAUGCAGGCAGAAAACUACAUGGAUUUAGAGAUAUUCAAGUCUAUUUGGCCGUCAAAUCAAGGAGAAAAGACCUGGCCUAUAAAAUGGCGUAGCUGGCCGUUACAGUGA
This is a messenger RNA of Aspergillus neoniger CBS 115656, 396 nucleotides long. RefSeq lists its product as uncharacterized. The transcript has 4 exons. NCBI's taxonomy places the organism in Eukaryota, Fungi, Ascomycota, Eurotiomycetes, Eurotiales, Aspergillaceae. Bases 1 to 396 code for a protein of 131 amino acids. The record is from RefSeq and is a predicted model, not a curated record.